Molecule: messenger RNA, 651 nt
Organism: Cetraspora pellucida
Lineage: Eukaryota; Fungi; Glomeromycota; Glomeromycetes; Diversisporales; Gigasporaceae
Source: the annotation of a GenBank genome assembly
AUGAAUCAAAAGUUACAAAUUCUUUCGCAUUUUAACUUUCAAAAAUUUAAGAUAUUAACUUCGUCAUAUAAUGGCAUCACACCAUCAAUUCAAUUCAAACCGAUAAACAUAAAUAGGUUAUAUUCAAUUUGUUUAAAUAAUUAUCGUUUCUUUUCAACUCCAGUUACUACACCAUUAACAGUUACCACGAAAAAAAAACUAAAUCAAACGACAAAAAUUAAAAUUCGACCACUUCCUGAGAUAUCAUCAAAGACUCCACGUUAUAUCGCUUAUGGCAUAAUUGGAAUUUCAAUUUGGGCUACUGCUAUCGCAAUAUCAUUUAAUCAUCAACGUAUAAAUAGUAGUUCAGUUAAAGAAAGUCUAUUUAAUGUAAAAAAUCAUCCAAAAGCCAUUCAACAUUUGGGAAGAAAUAUUAAUUUUGCACCACCUCAAUGGUGGCCUUUUCCUUCACAACGGAAAUUUCCAUGGAUUUCAGGGAAUAUUAAUCAAUUGAAAGGAAUUGUAGAUUUUAAAUAUUGGGUAGAAGGAAGUGAUGGAAAGGGUAUUGUGAAAUUUCAUUCCGUUCGAUCAUUAAAGGAUGGAGGGAAAUGGAAUAUUGUGGAAUUCAAUUUGACGACAGAAGAUGGCAAAAUUAUAUCAUUGAUAGAAUAA